This is a messenger RNA of Dunckerocampus dactyliophorus (ringed pipefish), 4110 nucleotides long. RefSeq names its product transmembrane serine protease 15 (gene tmprss15). The record is from RefSeq and is a predicted model, not a curated record. Lineage: Eukaryota; Metazoa; Chordata; Actinopteri; Syngnathiformes; Syngnathidae. Gene Ontology annotation, molecular function: serine-type endopeptidase activity; protein binding. Bases 1564 to 4083 code for a protein of 839 amino acids. Gene Ontology annotation, biological process: proteolysis. The transcript has 26 exons. Gene Ontology annotation, cellular component: membrane.
UGCUCUCGACAAUCAAUAGUGUUGUUGUGGUCACAUGACAGGAAAUCAAUCACCUUUGACUUUGUCAUGUGUUCUCAUCUGUCAUCUUAACAAUCACAUGGUUUUCAUUUGACAGACUGAGCCACCACGCAAUUCCCUACCGCCUGAAUGGGCCCUGCUUUGUCUUUAUCCAUUGUAUUAUUGAUUGAUUAUUGAUCUACUACUGAUCAGUGUUUGCUUGGUGUGUUUGCACUGCAGUCCGUUGAACCUGCGGGGCAGGGGUGGGUUAUUCCUAACAAUAUAAAUUUGACACUUUUAUUGGCAAUGGACUUUCAGUGCAGGGUGGGGCUUGUCAUUCACGAGCUCGUUAAUGACUGAUUGACUUGUUUAAUCAGCCAAAAUAAAUAGUUUGUCACCGUGUGUGUGUGAUAGUACUGAUGAAUGAUUAGCAGUGACGUAGUCGUUAUCAGUCGCUGCAGCUCAAUAAAAGGAGGAAAACUUUGAGGGAAAGUCACUCAUUGAUCAUCAGAGCACAUUUGAUUAGUUUGCUCUGUCUUCAGUGUCAGGUUGUCACUGUGCUUUGUUGUCUUACUGCUCACACGUUGGGGAAAGUUUUGAAGGCAAACAAAUGAAUGACACGUUCAGGAUGAAAGCACGCGCUCGUCUGUCGUCUUUGGAGUUCUCGCUGAUCAUCACCUGCUCGCUGCUGCUGCUUUCUUGCGUUGGACUGAUGGCGCUGCUGUGGAUGGAUGUUCAGCCACAAGGUGACGCGCCACUCCCCGUUCUUGUUCUAGAUCUGUGGUCUCCCACGGUUUUUCCCGUGAGAGCUACUUUUACAGAAUGAAAAUCGCCGAGACUCCCAUUUUGUAUUUCAGGAUUCACUUCUUUCUCGUGUUCUCACGUUAUUAACAGAAAACCUGACUGAAAAGCAGGCUUGUGGGCAACUCAUGCGGUCGUGGGGGGCUGCCUGCUGCCCGCUUGGUGACCCCUGUUCUAGAUGUUUCCUCCUUAUUGGACAAAGGAAAAUACAUUUUCUUUACAUCUUCCACUGAGAGUGUAGUUCACUCAGCUGGCUUCCUGCAGCCAACAUGGCCAAGGUCGGCUGGGAUAGGCUCCAGCGACCCUGACCAGGAUAAGAACUAGAACGUGGACUAUUCUAGGCGAUUCUGAUCUAGAAGAUGACGACGAGGGCUGGUGCUAAUCAAAGACUUUUGUGCUGUGGCCAAGAUGGUGUCAAGCCAGGGGUGCUGAGCGGGGAGAUGGCCAUCACGAGCGGUGCGACGUUCUGCGAGGAACUGAAGAAUUCCAGCAGUGUGCAGUUUAAGUCUCUGGCUUUUGAUGUCCAACAUCUGGUGAAGGAGGCGUUCGCUCGCAGUCAUCUCAGCAAGCACUUUACCUCUUGUGAGAUUCUGCGCUUCACUCAGCCAGUCGACAGGCAUGAGGCAGAGCAACAGAUGAGGGCAGGCCUUGAAGACAGCAGGGGACUGGUGGUGGACAAAGACAGCAUCCACAUUACAGAGAAACACACGGCGACCACAGCCGCUCCAUCGACGCCUGUGACAGACUUCCUGCGCCGACCGAUCCAUGUGCAUCGACGUCGAUCGUUUGUGUGAUGGCAUCCGUGACUGUGCAGACGACUCAGACGAAGAUGCCACCCGUUGUGCAACAAGGUGUGAUGGACAGUUCGUGCUGUUUGGGCCAACGGGAUGGUUCGCUUCUGAGACGUACGAAACUCGUGGUUUCUGUCGUUGGAUCAUCAGGGUCCAAAGUGGAUUUUCAGUACGGAUCAACUUCCACAAGUUUGUGAGCAACGAAAAUGUUGACAUUCUGAGAUUUUAUGAAGGAGUUGGCGCUGAAAAGUGGCUUGCGGCCGAGCUCUCAGGCUCCACCCCUCCUGGGACUGUGUGGCUGCUGACAGACCAGUCGACCGUUGAGUUUUCCUGGGACGAUUUUACCAACAAGUCGGGAUUCAACGCCACCUUCCGUGCCGUCAACGUGUCACGGCUCUCCGUUGAGGAGAAGCUAACAUGCACCUUUGAGCAAGGCGUGUGCUUGUGGAGGCAACAUCAUGACGACGAUGGCGACUGGCUUCGAACCAGAGGCUCCACCUUCCCUCCGCUCACUGGCCCAAGUGUCGACCACACCCUGGGAAACCUGUCGGGUUUCUACUUGGUCACGCCUCUGAGCCCCGGCCAAUGGCUGAAAAGCUUUAGGAUCCACAGCCUGCCUGUGGCUCCACCCCUUCAGCCCAUGUGUCUGCAGUUCUGGUAUCACAUGUUUGGAGAAGACGUCCAUCGUCUUCAAGUUCUGCUGCUCCAAAAGUCUCCUUCGCAUCCUCACGCUGUCGUCACCGUAGUCUUUAACAGAGACGGUAACUAUGGCGACCACUGGAAUUACGGACAGGUGCUCCUCAACCUGACAACUGACACUCAGGUUGUGUUUGAAGCUCUGAAGAAAGGAGGCUUUAGCAAUGAUAUCGCUUUGGAUGACAUCACACUGAUAUCUGAGCCAUGUGGCCCUGCACCCCCUGAACCAACCAACGUGCCAACUCCAACCACUACGCCCCCUAUACCAGCGGACUGCGGAGGUCCUUUUGAACUGUGGGCCCCAAACGUGACCUUCAGCUCUCCAAAUUACCCAGAAAACUACGGAAACAAAGCUCGCUGUGCGUGGACGCUGCACACUGUCCCAGGUCAAAACAUCCAACUUCACUUCCUGGAUAUCGAUGUUGAGGCUAACUAUGACAUGGUCGAGGUGAGGGACGGGGCGGGGCCAAACUCCACCUUACUGGCCGUUCUCACUGGCAGCGAAACCCCCGCCUAUGACUUCUUUUCCACAGCCAAUCAGAUGACAGUCUGUUUUUUUACGGACAACUCGGGUCACGGUCGAGGAUUUAAAGCCAACUUCACCUCCGGGCUCAACUUAGGCUCACCAGAUCCGUGUGCUGAAGACCAGUACCAGUGUGGGACAGGUGACUGUAUCCAUGGUAACAGUCAGUGUGAUGGCGUGCUCGACUGUCACGAUGCUUCAGAUGAAGCUGAGUGUGUUGUGUUACAGAUGAAUGCUUCACGUCGUCUCCAGUUUCAGAUUGGCUCCUCUCUGUUCACUGUGUGUGCGGACACCUGGAACACUCAGCUGUCUCAUUUCACCUGUCAGUACCUGGGACACAGGUCCGGGUGGAGCACCCUGCUACCGGCCAUGACAGGAGAUUCACCUUUCACGAGUGUCAAGGUCACCAGUGAUGGAGGUCUGGAAUCCAACGUGAGUGAAACUUGUGUUGGCAACCGUGUGAUUUCUCUCCAGUGUGACAACCAGCCGUGCGGCACUCGUUUCGUCGCCAAUGACAGCGUGGACCAAUCGCCGGCCAGGGAAGGUGAGGUCAAAGUGGUGGGCGGGGCUGACAGUGUGAAAGGAGCGUGGCCGUGGAUGGUGUCACUGCAUUGGAAGGGUCGACAUGUGUGCGGCGCCACUUUGCUUGGCAAUAAUUGGCUGCUGACUGCCGCCCACUGUGUGUAUGGGAAGGACCACCCCCUCCGCUUGUGGUCGGCAAAGUUUGGACUUCAUACCCAGACUGACGCGAACAACGUUGAAACGCGCCGACUUGAUCGCAUCAUCAUCAACGAUCGUUAUAACCGACUGACUAAAGAUAGCGACAUCGCCAUGAUGCACUUAAAGAUGCCCGUCAACAUGACUGAGUUGAUACAACCAGUGUGUUUGCCUGAAAAAGGUCAAGAAUUCCCAGCAGGAAGGAAAUGUUUCAUUGCUGGUUGGGGACGAGAUGCUGAUGGUUCUCUUCCAAAUGUACUCCAGGAGGCCUUGGUCCCACUGGUAGACCAGGCUCAGUGUCAGCAGCACUUGCCUGAGUACACUCUUACCUCCAACAUGCUGUGUGCAGGAUACCGAGAGGGUGGAGUCGACUCUUGCCAGGGAGACUCUGGAGGUCCGCUAAUGUGUCAGGAGGAUGGAUACUGGACUCUCAUUGGUGUCACGUCCUUCGGGAUCGGAUGUGGUCAGCCUGAACGGCCUGGCGUUUACGCUCGUGUCUCGUCCUUUGUGCCUUGGAUUGCUCAGACUCGAGGCUCCUCCUUGCUGUGGGGGCCAUGACCACUGAUGACAUCAUCAAGCUGCAGC